Molecule: messenger RNA, 3657 nt
Organism: Sorex fumeus (smoky shrew)
Lineage: Eukaryota; Metazoa; Chordata; Mammalia; Eulipotyphla; Soricidae
Gene: PARD6B
Product: par-6 family cell polarity regulator beta
Exons: 3
Coding region: 266-1402 (378 amino acids)
Biological process (GO): establishment or maintenance of cell polarity; regulation of cellular localization; centrosome cycle
Cellular component (GO): nucleus; apical plasma membrane; cell cortex
Molecular function (GO): protein kinase C binding
Source: RefSeq, a predicted model, not a curated record
GCGCGCGGGCUCGCGGGGGAGGCGGUCGGCAGCUGCCGCGGCGCCCGUCCCGCUGCUCCGCCCCCUCCCCCGCCUCCGCCGCGGCCCCGCCGAGACCCGGAGGGAGGGAGGGAGCGAGGCCGCCGCAGUCGCACCGCGGGCCCCGCCGCGCGAGCAGCCGCCGCGCAGGUGCCUGGAGGAGGCGCCGCGCCCGCCGCGCGCGCCCGCUCCCCGCGCUCCCCUGGGCGGCCCGGGCCGAGGAGGCCGCCGCGGGCCCGGCCGCAGCAUGAACCGCAGCCACCGGCACGGGCCGGGCAGCGGCUGCCUGGGCACCAUGGAGGUGAAGAGCAAGUUCGGCGCCGAGUUCCGCCGGUUCUCGCUGGAGCGGUCCAAGCCCGGCCGGUUCGAGGAGUUCUACGGGCUGCUGCAGCAUGUGCACAAGAUCCCCAACGUGGACGUGCUGGUGGGCUACACCGACAUCCACGGGGACCUGCUGCCCAUCAACAACGACGACAACUACCACAAGGCCGUGUCCACGGCCAGCCCGCUGCUGCGGAUCUUCAUUCAGAGAAAGGAGGAAGCCGACUACAGUGCCUUCGGGACAGACACGCUGACCAAGAAGAAGAACGUCCUGACCAACGUGCUGCGGCCCGACAACCACAGGAAGAAGCCGCACAUCGUCAUCAGCAUGCCCCAGGACUUCCGGCCCGUGUCGUCCAUCAUCGACGUGGACAUCCUCCCGGAGACGCACCGCAGGGUCCGGCUCUACAAGUACGGCACGGAGAAGCCCCUGGGCUUCUACAUCCGGGACGGCUCCAGCGUGCGGGUGACGCCACACGGCCUGGAGAAGGUCCCCGGCAUCUUCAUCUCCCGGCUGGUGCCGGGGGGCCUGGCCCAGAGCACGGGGCUGCUGGCUGUCAACGACGAGGUCCUGGAGGUCAACGGCAUCGAGGUCUCCGGGAAGAGCCUGGACCAGGUGACGGACAUGAUGAUCGCCAACAGCCGCAACCUCAUCAUCACCGUCCGGCCGGCCAACCAGAGGAACAACGUGGUGCGCCACAGCCGGACUUCGGGGAGCUCGGGCCAGUCCACCGACAACAGCCUCCCGAGCCUCCCGCGGCCGGCGGGGCCGAGCUUCGAGCCGGAAGAGGAGGAGGACGAGGACAGCGAGGACGAGGACAUCGUCAUCGAGGACAACGGGGUGCCCCAGCAGAUCCCCAAGGCCGUGACCGCCGCCGAGAGCCUGGAGUCAUUGACACAGAUCGAGCUCAGUUUCGCGUCCGGGCAGAACGGUUUCCUGCCCUGCGGCGAAGUGAGUUUAACUGCACCCGCGCCCGCUGCAGGCGGCCCAAGCCCCGAGUUUGAGACGCACAGCCCAGGGCAGAAACUCCUGGAGGAGGAUGGCACCAUCAUCACGCUCUGAGGCGUGGGAUGUGGCCCCCGGGCUCACUGCACACGCCGCGGGCACCCAGGGACCGCUGCAUGGCCUCGAGGAGGGGCUGCGAGCCACCGCCCCGCACACGGGGGACUUCGGGAAUCGGGGAUCCCUGGGGGAGGUGCACCCGAGUCUAAAGCUGAGGGAUCUCGGGCUGGUGAAACACUGUUUGGGGACUUGCUCGCACAUGCUCAGAGCCGGCACAUCCCUUGGGGGGCUUACUUGGGAAGGGGGGUAUCCGCUCACCCCACCCCCCACCCCCGCUGUACGGAGCCCUUUGACCCCGUCUCUGAGAGUCCAACGUGGAAAAAAAAGUCUCAUUUGCUGUCGGUACCUGGACAACUGCAGCUUUUUAAGUUCCCAGCCUCUCGAUUUCCCACUUUUCAAUGUUACUAAUUGUGACCAUAAUUUUUUCAAAUGCUUUUUUUUAACCUUUUUUUUUUUUUUUUUUUUUUUUUUGCUAAUUUCUAAGAAAUCAAGCCCAUUGAUUGUCUUGCUUUUAGGGUUUAUUUCCUGGGUGCUGAACCUUGAAACUGCGUUUUUGAGUGAUGAGUUCCAUUUCCCUUCCAUGUUCUUGCCGUUACUUUUGCAGGCUCGUUCCGUGUGAAUAGAACUUACACUUUAUGUUCUAGCUCAGAACCAUGGCAAGAUUAUCCUUCCAGUCUCUGUGUCCUUAUUCCCAAACUCCCUGGACAUCCUACAUCAUUCCUUUUGGAGAAUGAGAGAGAGAGAGAGAGAGAGAGAGUGUUUUGUCUUUAUACUUUAAUGUAUUCGAGUAGUGUGAAUCCUUUUUUUGGGUGAAAGAUGCCCCCAAAUCACAAAGGUCUUGGGUUUGUUUGUUUGUUUGUUUCUUGUUUUUACACACAGGAUAAAUGUGCACUUUUUAUAUAUUUAAAAAGGAAAUGGGGCUUUCCUUCAUGGGAUUUCUGGGAAUCUCGCGUCCCCUCUUCAGCAGACACCAUAAUCCGCGCCCUGUGCAGGUAGCGUGUGUCUCUGCUCAGUUUUCUGGGGCUGCUGCUUUCUCUUCCGGGGCAUCCGUGUUUGUCAGCAAAGCUGCUCGCUCGGCUCCUCCCUUGCCUGCGCUUCGGGGACCGAGGGCUGGAGCGCGCUGGCGCUAGGGACACGUGCGAGGCUCGUGGGUCCCUGUGGGCAUCGCUCAGUUAUUUAUUCACCUCACGGCAGGGCUAGUGUGGGCACCUUUGAAACAGUCGCGUGCCGUUGAGACAAUGAAGAAUCCAAUGACUCCGUUUUGAAGGAUAUUCGCUCUGUGUGCUGGAACUCUGUGAAGAAGGAAAGUCUUGAUUAAAUGAAGCUCACUCGACUCAAAAUACUUGGAUGUAUUUUGUUCAUAUUACCACUAGACAUUACCACUAAACUAUUAACUGCACGACAUUAUGUACUUUUUGUUGAAUUCACUGAAGUUAUUUAUAGGCCACUUUUUUUCCCAAUGGCAUUCCAACUUUACAUUCUGUGAGUGAUAGAAAUCUGACUCUUGGCUGACAAAAAUAACGUUACUGGGUAGAAAAUGGAAUUUUAUUUAUAGGUGGUGCAGGGGUUCAACAUGUUAAGUAAAAAUACUUUCACAUACUACCUCUUUUCUUGCUCUCUCUCUUUUUAAACAAAGUUUUAACAUCAGAACUUUGGGGUGAAAAUACUUCAGGGCUUGACUUUUUGUACAAAUUUUAACUGUAAAAUACAGAUUUUUUUCUUGUGUAUAUUCAUGACAACGGAAAUCAAAGUUGCUAGUGCUUUUUAUUUAUCCUAAGGGUAUAUAUAUAACCAAUGGUGUUUUCAAUUAGAUUCCAUUUAAAUUACUUGGUGAAACAAUUUAUUAGAUGUGUUAUGAAACCAAUAGUCUUGGUUAUACAAUAAAUUUUCGGUUAUUUCCAGAGAACCUGUUACCAAAAAUAACAGUGGAUUCAGCCUAAAAUUUUACAGUACUAAACGUCAAGCCGACUGUGAAUUUUGUUCUGUAUUUUAAGUAAAUUUAUGAUAAUGUUCUCAUGAGCUAUCAACAAAAUAGGUACUUUUGUGAACUAUGAAUUUUCUAAUUAAAUUUUACAUGCAACAAUAUGAUUUUUACAUGAAUGAAACUUUGUUUAAACUAUCAAAUGUCAGUAUUUUAAUACAAUUUUAUUAUAAAAUGUACAUUCUCACAAAAUGAAUUUUGAUUUUUUUAAAAUCAAAUCAGCUUUAGUUGUGUAUUAUUUUUUACAAAUAAAGAUAGACUUGUAUAAAGGCUA